Molecule: messenger RNA, 3463 nt
Organism: Lethenteron reissneri (Far Eastern brook lamprey)
Lineage: Eukaryota; Metazoa; Chordata; Hyperoartia; Petromyzontiformes; Petromyzontidae
Product: gastrula zinc finger protein XlCGF7.1-like
Biological process (GO): regulation of transcription by RNA polymerase II
Molecular function (GO): DNA-binding transcription factor activity, RNA polymerase II-specific; RNA polymerase II cis-regulatory region sequence-specific DNA binding
Source: RefSeq, a predicted model, not a curated record
CUUUGACCCGACUCCGAGCGCGUCUCGCGCUGAUGACGUCACGCGAAGUCGCGAGCGCAGAAACCGCGAGCGGGAAUCAUUCACAUGGAGAAGAAACCCUCGACACAGCCUGGUGCUAAAAGACACCAAUGCGACCAGUGUUCGUACCGUACGGAUCGCACUGGACACUUGAAGAAGCACCAGAGAACACACACGGGUGAGAAGCCCUUCAAGUGCUUUGUGUGUGGGAAGGCGUUUACUCAGUCAGGAACUCUUCAGAUUCAUCAGAGAACACACACAGGUGAGAAGCCCUUCAAGUGCACUGUGUGUGGAAAGGGGUUUACACAAUCAGAAUCCCUUCACAGACACCGGAAAACACACACAGGUGAAAAGCCCUUCAAGUGCACUGUGUGUGGGGAGGCAUUUACACAAUCAGCAACUCUUCACGUUCAUCAAAGAACACACACUGGUGAAAAGCCAUUCAAGUGCACUGUGUGUGGGAAGGGGUUUACAGUGUCAGGAAACCGAAAGAAGCAUGAGAAGAUCCACAAAGAGAAGAAGGUGAAAUCGACUUCUGAAUGUCCAAAUGCUGCACUGAGCCCUUCUCUUAUAAAACAAGAGCCAGAAGACAACCCCAGCUUUGAAACGUGGCCAGGAGUGAAGGUGGAAUGUGAAGAAGUGAAGGUGAAAUUUGAAGAUGAAGAUUCGAAUGCAGGACACGACCUCCAGGUGGAUGGAGGCAGCGUGAAGCAGGAGGAAAAUUCAGAGUCUGUGGGAGAGCGGGUCGGGGAAGGUCUGUAACUCUCUAUGUGAGCUGUACCCAAUCUCAAAGAUGUCGGAGUUCAUGGCUCUCUAUUUAGCUCUGUCUAUGAUUUCUAUGGGAUGGCCCUUUGUGUUUGACCAGAGAACAAUGACAAGAGGCGACCAGUACAAGGAAAAUGCAAAUAUCAAAGCAUUAAUAGCCCGGGUCGAGCAGUUAUAUAUCUGGGUUGCUUUGUUGCUGGCAUCACGAUGAUGAAAAAAUUAACCCGUAAAAACAAAGUUUUUCACUAUAAAUCCUUUAUAUGCGUGGCAUCGGUUUUAUUUUAUUAUUCAUUUCUGUUUUUCUUGAGUAAGAGUUUCAUUUUUAUCACAUUGGUAUUUUAAAUUAAAUAUGAAAUUUGUUUUUCCUAAAAAGUGGAAAUUUUUUGAAAAAAAUUUUCACGAAAAUAAAUUGUUACGCACAACGAGUAUGUGUGCAAAAUGUCAGCUCGAUUGGAUCACGGGAAGUGGGUAAAUAAACGACCAAAAGAUUUGCACGGUCGUAAGCGCGCAAGCAAGCAAGCGAACUUAAUAUAAAGGAUAAAAAAAAAAUAACCCGUAAAAACAAAGUUUUUCACUAUAAAUCCUUUAUAUGCGUGGCGGCUAGAGUCCUCUCGUCCUCUGGCUUGAGAUGGCUGCCACCUAUGGGUCAGAUGAUUGCCUGCCACCAUUAAGCAAUUGGUAAUUACAUAUAAAAAAAAUUCCUAAAAAGUGUAACAUUUUGGAAAAAAAAUUUCACGAAAAUUAAUUGUCACGCACAACGAGUCUGUGUGCAAAAUGUCAGCUCGAUUGGAUCACGGGAAGUGGGUAAAUAAACGACCAAAAGAUUUGCACGGUCGUAAGCGCGCAAGCAAGCAAGUGAACUUAAUAUAAAGGAUUUAAAAAAAAUCGCGACGAAGGUGGGAUUCGAACCCACGCGUGCAGAGCACAAUGGAUUAGCAGUUCAUCGCCUUAACCACUCGGCCACCUCAUCUCACGCACUCACACACGCAAGAACAUACAACCAGAACCAGGAUGAAGACUUGCACGCACAUACAUACAAACAGACCCCCCCCCCCCCCACACACACAGUCAUACCAUUAUUUUUUCCUAAAAAGUGUAAAAUUUUGGAAAAAUGUUUUCACGAAAAUAAAUUGUCACGCACAACGAGUCUGUGUGGAAAAUGUCAGCUCGAUUGGAUCACGGGAAGUGGGUUAAAAAACGACCGAAAGAUUUGCACGGUCGUAAGCGCGCAAGCAAGCAAACUUAAUAUAAAGGAUUUAAAAAAGAAAAUAUGCUUUACCUUUUCUGGCAAUAACACUGGGUUUUAAGAUGUUCAAACACCAAAUCCCCCCAUUAUUGCGAGGCAUCAUCAAGACUGCAAUAACCACACUUCAUGCUUGUGGUAAAACAUGCAAACAAGCAUGCUUUGAUAAUAAUGUAUGCAUUGUCCUUGAAACUAAUUGGCCUACACAAGAGAGACAAACUCUUUUAUGACAUUGUCUCAUCAGUGUUAGACUAACUGUAGAAGGUGAACAGUACAAGGACAAUGCACAUAUUAAAGCAUCAAUAGGUCUGGUUGAGCAGUUAUUUCUAGAUAGAAUGUUAAUGGAAAUCAGUCUGAACAUUUGCUAAACUAAAUUAAAUAACCCUAUGAACAUGAUUUGUAAAAAUAAAUAUUAUAACCUUAUGUGUCUUGACUUUUCAACCAACCAGUAUAUUCUCCUUUUAAGGUCACAGUGUUAUUUACAAAUGUGUUUCAGUUACGGGAAGCCCUCAACUUAUGAACGGGUUCUGUUCCUGGGCUCCAUUCGUAAGUCGAACAGUUCGUCAGUCAGAACAAUGAAAGCAUACAUAUUAUGGUUCAACAAAAAAGGGAAGCAUUGUUAAACUUAUAAAUGAGAUAUUGUACAAUUGCAUGGAAUACAUAUUUGAUAGUAAAUCAAACUUAAAAUAAAGUAACAAAUUGACGUAUUCGUGGUACACUGGUGCAGCAUGACGCACCGGUCCUCAUAACAUAGAUCUAAAAUUGAAUCCACAAAUUAGUUUAUCAGUCUUUAAUUGACCCUGUCAUCAAGUUUGACGCAAUUCAAAGGUUUAUUCAGGCUACUAAGACUUGCUAAAAUGGUCAAUAUUGACCGUUGAUUUUUGUCCGUGGAAUCGAGGAACCAUCCGACCAAGUCUAGGGUAUGAGUCAAAUCUGCCUUUGGAACACGGAGCCAAUCGUCAUCAGGCUGGCCGCUAUAUGGCAACAGACUGAAGCUUCGUGUUCAGCUGCUAAUAACAUUCAUCUUAUGAUUGCUUCAACAUUAUGAGAACUGAUUUUGACGCAUAUCACAACAUUGACUGGGAUUGCGAAUCGCAGGAAAAUAAAUAAUUGUGAAAAAUGUGCUAUUUUAUACCGUGCACCAGUGUACAGCCAAUACAUUGCUUGUCGGAAGGGAUGCAAUGAGACCCCACAAUUGCACACACACACGGGGAUACGUGCGCACACGCACAAAGACACACACCAACGACAGCGAUCCCCAUACAACCUUGACAGACUGUUGGGGCAAGUACAGUUAGUGAGCAGCGCCUAUGAACGCUGGCACGGCACACGAGGGGGUGGGUGGCUGGCUAGAACCACGCCUUUGACUUCCCAGUCGGGAUGUUUACACACAGCACCAGGUACUCAUUUGAGGCUGAUUUGACCUAAUAGAGGCCC